Messenger RNA from Scheffersomyces stipitis CBS 6054, 2067 nucleotides. It is a transcript of the gene FGR47, whose product is annotated as Fgr47p. The transcript is spliced from 5 exons. The coding region runs from base 1 to 2067 and encodes 688 amino acids. The record is from RefSeq and is a predicted model, not a curated record. NCBI's taxonomy places the organism in Eukaryota, Fungi, Ascomycota, Pichiomycetes, Serinales, Debaryomycetaceae.
AUGUCCUACAAAAGACAGAAAAUAGCAACCAUUCCUCGCAGUAUGGACGAAAGCUCUUUUGAUGUUCCCUUACCUCCCAGAAUUCUGUCCGAACGAGACAACGUCCCGCUACUUCACAAUGUUCCACCUACAAUGAUUCCCAUAGUACAAGAGCCGUCAUCAGUAGAGGAUUUUUUUACAGAUUUGACGACAGAUAUGUCUGAUCACAGGAGAUCUGCCCAAAUUAGUGGAAUUGUAAAUAGGUUUCCUCCUCCUCUUCCUCCACUAUUUCCAAGGGCUCAGUUACAACAACAGGAUGAUUAUGACGAGUAUGGUGAUCCCAUAGAUAAAGGUGGAAUAUUUGUUCCUUUUAUCUUUCCACCACCUCCAAAACCCGCUGGAGUUCUGGAAACAACUCCAGCAGCAGAGAAUUUAUCUGGUAAUCAGGUGUCUCCGCUUUCAGAUUUUGUAUAUUUGCAAGUCCCCCCGCUUCCCUUUCCUCCCCCAAACUACAUGCCAUAUCCCAUUAAUGCGGACAAGUCUACUUUGACACCUCACGAAGUAUUUGGUGCUUUUAUAGACGCGAACGAAGAGUUGCCCAGAAUAGAUAUGGUUGUAGCCAGCGCUGCAGGUUCCUUGUUUGACAUGAAAGCUCAAGCCAGUGAGGAAGGAUUCACUAUCCAGCAGUUUGAAGAGACCCAAAAGCAGAAGAUGUUGACUAAAUCUCGAAGGGGACGUAGAAAAAAUACUUCAGAAGGUGAAGAGUACGACGAAAAUCUUUCCAUGAACGAAGGUUACAGUGAAUAUGUGGACUAUGUUCGUAAGAUCGAUACAAGGAACUACUACGAUCAAUACGACAAGACGAAACAGUCCAACAGCUACGAGUUGAGCUCCAGGCUGUCAGAGUUUGCUGAGAUAAAACAAAGGACUAGUAAUGUCAAGUCCAAAAGAGAUGCUAGUAUUUUAUCCAAUAAAGAAGACAAAGAAUACUCCAGUGCUGACUUGCUAUCAACAGAUGGUCAACAGUCUGAGGGCUGGAAGAGCUUCCUUCCUAUAUCUACAUCAAAGGUGUUAUCCAACACAAACAAAGAUAUACUGUCAGCUAACGGAUCCAAUAAGGAAAAAAGGCGAUUGGACUUGGUGCAGUACAGACAAGAAUUGGAGGAGUAUGAAAAGAGCCAACGAUUUGAGAUAUACAGAGCCAAAAAGAUGCAAUUGCUAGAACGAUUGAAGAAUCUCCAGGAGUCCAAGAUUUCGUUCACAAAUUUAUCCAUUAAGGAUGAGGAAUUACAGCGAUACAAAGACAACUUGGACAUUGAGCGGGACGAAGAGUUGGUGCGGUUGAAGCUCGUAGAGAAUUACGAAUUGUUGAAGAACUCCUUAACGUUCUACCAGGACUCAAAUCGAGUUUACAAGCAUUUAAACACCGUCUUGAUUAACAAGUUAGAGAAACUCAAGAAUUUCUUUGAAUACCAGAGAGACUUAUUUAUCAAUCGCUUGAACAAUAGCAAUGCUGAUGUAUAUGAUAUUAAGUCUAAGGAUGCUGGAAGAUUAUACAGUGGAAUAUCGACUCGAGACUUUGGCACUGAAAUCAAGCAGACGAUCAAGAAGUCGUUGUUCAACGAGCCAGCACGUAAAGAAGACGGCGUCCUCGUCCAUGACUACAUGGCACUAAUCACACCAGCCGAAUUUGAUAUCAUCACUGGUGAUUUACCUGUCAAGGCUAAAGGACCUGGAUCAAAAGAAAGCAAGCAAUCCACCAGUGCUAAGCAUAAGAUCUUCCAGAACUCUUUAUAUGAAAAGAUUACCUCUGGUUCUGAUACAAAUGCUUCUGACAGCAACAGCAGCGUUGGCUCCGGCCCCAAGAGAAGGGGACGUAGAGCCAAUGUUCCUCCUACAGCUACUGGAGGACCCCCUCCUGGUGGAGACAGAAUAAAAGGUGAUGGUCCUGAUUACAAAUAUUCGGAAGCUGCAUUACUCGCCAAGAUCAUGAAACAAUUCAAUGGUCCACAAGCUGCAAGACCUGAUGAAUUGAACUAUGACUUGGAUAUGAUGGGAGUGAGAACUAGAUGGCCAGUCCCAAGGUAA